Oncorhynchus tshawytscha (Chinook salmon) is the source of this 3901-nucleotide messenger RNA. It is a transcript of the gene gaa, whose product is annotated as alpha glucosidase. The record is from RefSeq and is a predicted model, not a curated record. The transcript has 20 exons. Gene Ontology annotation, cellular component: lysosomal membrane. Bases 229 to 3159 code for a protein of 976 amino acids. Gene Ontology annotation, molecular function: carbohydrate binding; alpha-1,4-glucosidase activity. NCBI's taxonomy places the organism in Eukaryota, Metazoa, Chordata, Actinopteri, Salmoniformes, Salmonidae. Gene Ontology annotation, biological process: lysosome organization; glycogen catabolic process.
UGUGGUAGCCCAAUAGGCAGCGCCCAGUUUGUCCCUAGCGGCAUGCCGUCGAAAUUGCUCAGUCCAGUUCAACAACAACUUUCCAUGUGCGAGGACCUACAUGGACGCUUGUGGACCUCCACGCUUGUGUGGCCUGCCCUAGAACUUCUACACUGACAUACGGGCUUGUAAGCAUUUGGAGACCGUUUUUCCCUAACAACUCCCAGAUGUCCCAACUCGACACAGGACAUGAGUUUGUCUAGUUGUCUGUCUGUCCUGUCUCUCUCAGCCCUGCUCACCCUGGCCUUGAUAACUUGUUUACACCUUAGCUACCUGUCUGACCAAAAGUUGUCACUGAUAAAGUUAACUAGCAAACAACAACCAGAUGAGACACCAAUACACCUAUCAGUAAGACCUGGUUUAGAGGAAGAUCCAGCAACAAAACAGGCCGGUGAGAGGGAGAUAGUGAACCUCCAGAGGGGUAGCUCCCAUCCAGCCCCCAGCCACAGAUUGCUGUGGGAAGGCUCCCAUCCAGCCCCCAGCCACAGAUUGCUGUGGGAAUUCCCCCAUCCAGCCAUCUCCAGUGGUCCCAGAGAGGCAGAGUGUAGUAGGGUGACCCUGGAGAGCCGCUUUGACUGCGCCCGGGACCGAGUUCUGAGCCAGACAGAGUGUCAGGGGAGAGGGUGCUGCUAUGCCCCCCUACCUCAAGGCCUCUCUGGAGGACCCCCCUGGUGCUUCUACCCCCCGUCAUACAGCGGCUACAAGAUGGGGCCCCUCACCCCCACUUCCAGGGGCCAGGCUGCCACCCUUACGAGGCCCACUCCCUCCUACCUACCCCGGGAUAUCUCUAAGCUCCGGUUGGAGAUCCUGGAUGAGACAGAAGGCCGACUGCACCUCACGUUGAAGGAUCCGUCGUCCCGGCGAUAUGAAGUUCCUUUAUCCACUGCCCAGUCCAGGGGUAACACUGACACCCAGGACCACCAAUAUGUCACUGAGUUUCAACCCGACCCUUUUGGGUUCAUAGUGCGCCGAAAAUCCAACGGCCGUGUCCUUGUGAACACCACAGUGGCCCCGCUGCUGUAUGCUGACCAGUACCUGCAGCUGUCCACCUCCCUGGCCUCCUCACUGGUGUCUGGGCUGGGGGAACACUACACCCCCCUCAGCUUGGACCUUAAUUGGACCUCCCUUACCCUUUGGAACAGGGACAUGGCGCCCCACGGCGAUGCCAACCUUUAUGGCUCCCAUCCGUUCUACAUGGUGCAGGAGGGGGAUGGACAGGCUCACGGGGUCUUCCUGCUCAACAGUAAUGCCAUGGAGGUGGUGCUGCAGCCUAGCCCUGCUCUGACCUGGGUGACUGUGGGAGGAAUCCUGGACCUGUACAUCUUCCUGGGCCCUGACCCUCAGAGUGUUGUCAGACAGUACCUACAGGUUAUAGGGUACCCUAUGAUGCCUCCUUAUUGGUCACUGGGGUUCCACCUGUGUCGCUGGGGUUACCGGUCCACUAACGCAACCCGAGAGGUGGUGCGACGCAUGCACAACGCCAACUUCCCCCUGGACGUGCAGUGGAAUGACCUGGAUUACGCAGACAAGCGGCGGGUGUUCACCUUUGACCCCCAGCGCUUUGUGGACCUGCCAGACAUGGUGAAGGAGUUCCAUCAGAAGGGCAUGAAGUACAUUCUCAUCCUGGACCCUGGGAUCAGCAGCACCAGCCCCCCUGGUACUUACCCACCCUUUGAUGAGGGUCAGCGGAGAGGGGUCUUCAUCAGGAACUCUACAGGACAGACACUCAUAGGGAAGGUGUGGCCUGGUCCGACAGCUUUCCCUGACUUCACCAACCCAGAGACACAGAGCUGGUGGGAGGACUGCAUUCGGGAGUUCCACUCCAGAGUCCCACUAGAUGGCCUGUGGCUUGAUAUGAAUGAACCAGCCAGUUUUGUGCAGGGCUCUGUGGAGGGGUGUCCUGACAGUGAUUUGGAUAGCCCCCCCUACAGUCCACCGGUGAUUGGAGGACAGCUGAACACUGGUACACUCUGCAUGUCAGCUCAGCAGAACCUGUCCACUCACUACAACCUGCAUAACCUCUAUGGGCUGACGGAGGCUAGCGCCACCCACAGUGCCCUGGUGAAGGUCCGGGGGUCGCGACCCUUCGUGCUGUCCCGCUCCUCCUUCCCUGGCAUUGGCCGUUUCUCCGGAGUCUGGACGGGAGACGUGAGGAGCGACUGGGAGCAGCUCAGAUACUCCAUCCCUGCGGUGCUGCUGUUUGGCCUGUUCGGGGUGCCCCUGGUGGGGGCGGAUGUGUGUGGGUUCGGGGGGGACACCACAGAGGAGCUGUGUGUACGCUGGACCCAGCUUGGAGCCUUCUACCCCUUCAUGAGGAACCACAACGACAAGCCCAAUGCUCCCCAGGAGCCCUAUGUGUUUGGUCAGGAGGCCCAGACAGCCAUGCGUAGCGCGGUGAUGUUACGUUACUCUCUCCUGCCGUUCCUCUACACACUCUUCUACCACGCACACACCUCCGCAGACACUGUGGCCACGCCUCUCUUCCUCCAGUUCCCCUCGGACCCUAACUGCCAGACCAUAGACAGACAGUUCCUGUGGGGGAGUUCUCUGCUCGUCAGCCCAGUGUUAGAGCAGGGGGCAGUGGAGCUGGCUGCCUACCUCCCCCCGGGGACUUGGUACAGUCUGCACAAUGGCCAGCCGUUCUACAGUAAGGGUCAGUACCUGCUCCUCCCAGCCCCUCUGGACACCAUCAAUGUCCAUGUGAGAGAGGGACACAUCAUCCCACAGCAGAUACAGGAGCCAGGCCUGACUACCUCAGCUUCUCGCAGUAACCCUUUCCUCCUGACGGUGGCGCUGUCUGCUGGGGGCUGGGCCUGGGGUGACCUGUUCUGGGACGACGGGGACAGUCUGGACACCUUCCAGAGAGGAGACUACUCCUAUGUUAUCUUCAUCGCUGGACAGUCCCAGGUGAUGAGUGACCCCCUGAGUCAGAACGGGGCGCUGGACGGGCUGGUGCUGGGAGGGCUGCGAGUGUUCGGGGUGCCUUCCCCACCCCGCUAUGUAUGGGCCAAUGGAAAGAAAGUGUGGGAUUUCUCUUAUCAGACUGACACCAAGGUUCUGACGGUGACCAGCCUGGCCCUGCCCAUGUCAGAGGUGUUUGAAGUCCUGUGGACCUUGUGACCCUUAUGAACUGUAUGACUCAGUGGACUCUGACCCAGUAGAUAGCCUCUCAGGUGGUUCUGGAACUCCUGACCUAGCACAUCUCUGACAAAAACCUCCACCCAACGUUUCCCCUCAAUCACUGCUACCCUGGAUAAGACAUUGCUCUAAUAGACUCCUGGGUUUCUGAAUGGACAGACUACACUGAAGAAUUUUUGGAAAUCAUGUUUUUAUAUUCAACUAUAUUUUCAAUAAAAUUAUGUGAACUGUAUGGGUUAAAGCUCUAUCAGAUAUCUCUCCAUUUCCUUGUUGUUGCAGAUGAGUGAUUACAUGACAUUGUCUCAGGUGAGAUGCUGAGACAGUGGUGUGAAAUUGAGAAUUGUGGUCAUUCUAGAACACUAGGCCGAAAUGUAUUGUUGUUUUACUAUUUUAAUUUGUCUGUAAGAAUAUAUAAAUAUAUUUUUUAAAUAUUUCUAACCUUUUAUUUAAUUUGUUAAGCACUUUUGAAAUGCAUCACCUGUAAGAAAUGUUCUCUAUAAAUAACAUUUGAUAAAUUGAUAAAGCUUGUGCUGAGGAGGACAGCAGUGGCUCUACACAAUUAUUUGUAUUAAUUGAACAUCUAAAAUUGACCAGAAUAUGGCCAUUCUGUACUCUUCUAGUAUGAUGGUAGGCUGUGUGUUAAGUCUCAUCAAAUUACUUCCAGUGAUAUUGCCACAUUGUUACCAUUAAAGGCAAUUGAUAGCUCUGGGUUUGUUUCUCCUAA